AAAUACAGUAUAACUUCAACAUUCCAAGCUCUCGCAAGCCUGAGUAUUUGCUUGACAAGAAGAGAUGCUAUCUCUUCAUGUCCUCCCCCAAUUAUCUUCCAUUCAAAAACCUAUUUUCACCUCAACCCAAUUUCCCAAAAGCCCUAAUUUCCCAGUCCUCAAACCCACCACACACACCCACUUCACCUCUCUUUCCAAAACCCCAAAUUUCUUAGGGUUUGAGCUACAAACUCACAGAACCCACUUCCAAAAACUCUGUUGCUAUGCUUUUAAGGACUCUGGAGAAGAUACCAAUGUUGUUCUAGAGUCUGAUAGUGGAGGAGGAGGAGGAGGAGGUGGUGGUGGUGGUGGUGGUGAAGGUGGGGACGAGGGGCAGGCUGGGAAGAAGAGUGGGGGUUCUGGGCCUUUGCCAGAAUGGGUGAAUUUCACUUCUGACGAUGCGAAGACGGUUUUUGCGGCACUGGCGAUAUCGCUGGCGUUCCGGUCAUUUGUGGCCGAGCCGAGGUACAUUCCUUCGUUGUCCAUGUAUCCUACAUUUGAUGUCGGAGAUCGAAUUGUUGCAGAAAAGGUUUCAUACUAUUUCAGAAAGCCGUGUGCAAAUGAUAUAGUUAUAUUUAAAAGUCCACCAGUCCUUCAAGAAGUAGGAUAUACUGAUGAAGAUGUCUUUAUCAAACGAGUGGUUGCCAAGGGAGGUGACGUAGUGGAGGUUCGUAAAGGAAAGCUUGUAGUUAAUGGGGUUGAGAGAAAUGAAAACUUCAUCUUUGAAUCGCCUUCUUAUGAAAUGAAACCAAUUCGAGUACCGGAGAACUAUGUGUUUGUGAUGGGUGACAACCGGAAUAAUAGUUACGAUUCACACGUAUGGGGUCCACUGCCAGCCAAGAAUAUAAUAGGAAGAUCAGUACUUAGGUAUUGGCCCCCAAACAGGGUAGGUGGCACAGUUCUUGAGGCUGGCUGUGCUGUUGACAAGCAGGAGAGCAGUCCAGUGACUGAAUAAUUGGAUUAUGACUUUUGUGCUUAUCCUUUUGUUGCCUCUUUUGGUAUCUCCUUUCAUUGUGCACAACCACAUUCUUCACCUUCCAAUUUCCUUUAAUGCCUGUUGUAUAAAAGGAAAAGCUUGAUAUUUGUAUUUUGAUGGGCUUAUUUUUUUUCAAAAGCCCUAAUUAUCAAUCUUAGAUGAUGUAAAUUUGCAUUGAA
Messenger RNA from Corylus avellana, 1194 nucleotides. RefSeq names its product plastidic type i signal peptidase 1 (gene PLSP1). NCBI's taxonomy places the organism in Eukaryota, Viridiplantae, Streptophyta, Magnoliopsida, Fagales, Betulaceae. Gene Ontology annotation, cellular component: chloroplast thylakoid membrane. Gene Ontology annotation, molecular function: serine-type endopeptidase activity. The record is from RefSeq and is a predicted model, not a curated record. Gene Ontology annotation, biological process: thylakoid membrane organization.